Harpegnathos saltator (Jerdon's jumping ant) is the source of this 6035-nucleotide messenger RNA. Its product is annotated as sodium- and chloride-dependent GABA transporter 1. Gene Ontology annotation, cellular component: plasma membrane. The coding region runs from base 202 to 2157 and encodes 651 amino acids. NCBI's taxonomy places the organism in Eukaryota, Metazoa, Arthropoda, Insecta, Hymenoptera, Formicidae. The transcript has 11 exons. The record is from RefSeq and is a predicted model, not a curated record. Gene Ontology annotation, biological process: amino acid transport; nitrogen compound transport; sodium ion transmembrane transport.
AGAGAGAGAGAGAGAGAGAGAGAGAGAGAGAGAGAGAGAGAGUCGGGCGUCAACGAUCCUUCGUCGCGUAACAAACGCCCGCUCCGUCGAACGAUGUAAUUACGUGUGAUAGAAGAUUGGCCAUAUCAGCAAUACGAGACACGAGACUCAAGACGAUCACGACUGUUACACAUCGGAAUUCUGCGAGGAUUCUGUGACCCUAUGGCGGAAAAAAUGUAUUACUGGGGCGAGGAGAAGGAUCAAGUCGACCCUGACCAGACCUUCAUAGAGUUCAAGGCCAAGUCGGUGGGGACGGAGAAGAGACGCGAGGCGACCCGUUCCGUGCCGAAAAUGACAGUGUCUUCGCCACAGGGGAAAAUGACCGAGAUUGCCGGAAACCGGGAGGAAGACGCCGAGCGCGGCGGUUGGGAUAACAAACUCGACUUCCUGUUUUCUUGCAUCAGCGUGUCCGUGGGCUUGGGAAAUGUCUGGCGGUUCCCUUACCUCUGUUACAAAAACGGCGGCGGUGCUUUCUUGAUCACUUACGGUAUUGCGAUGCUGUUCUGCGGAAUCCCCAUAUUUUUUCAAGAAGUCGCUAUCGGACAAUAUCUCGGAGCUGGUGGAAUGUCGUUAGUGGGACAACUGUGUCCCCUCUUGCAAGGUGUAGGAUAUGCCACGAUGACCAUUGUAUUCUUCCUCGACGUGUACUAUUGCAUAAUUAUCUCUUGGACACUUUUCUACCUCAUAAGCACGUUUGUGAAUUUACCCGAAGUACCUUGGAGAGGAUGUGACAAUUGGUGGAACACGGAUGAUUGUUUCGACGCGACUGAAGGAAGCAAAAGUAUACACGGAAGAACAAACUACACAACUACCAUCGAAAAUAAUACCUGCCACCACACUACACCGGUGGAAGAAUACUGGGAGCAACGAGUUCUCGGCAUUACAUCCGGCAUUGAGACUAUCGGCAAUAUCCAAUACGAGCUUCUGGGCUGCCUGGUUGUCGGCUGGCUGCUCGUUUACUUUAUCAUCCGGCGCGGUCUUCAUCAGAGCGGUAAGAUCAUCUGGUUUUCAGCCUUGUUCCCGUACGUGGUGCUUUUCAUUCUUUUGGGAAGAGCGGUGACGUUGGAGGGUUCCUACGACGGUUUGCUUUACUACGUGACGCCGCGAUGGAAGGAAUUGCUCACGCCCGGGCCAUGGAUAGACGGCGCUACCCAGAUCUUCUUUGCCUACAGUAUUGGCACCGGUGCCCUGCCCGCCUUGGGCUCCUAUAACAAGUUUCAUCACAAUUGCUACAGAGACGCAAUAAUCACUUGCGUAGUCAACACCCUGACGUGUCUUCUGGCCGGUUGCGUAACCUUUUCGAUACUGGGUCACAUCGCCCAGGAACAGCAAACGCAGGUGUCCGAGGUCGUCAAGAGCGGGCCUGGUCUCGUGUUCCUUACGUAUCCCGAAGUCGUUCUCAAGCUACCCGGUGCUUCCUUGUGGGCCAUUAUAUUCUUCAUUAUGCUGCUCAUACUCGGCAUCGACAGUGAAUUCUGCAUCGUGGAGUCUUUCAUAACGGGCAUGGUCGACUACUGGCCGGAUCGACUUCGUCCUCACAGAAUCAAGUUCACCAUCGCCAUCUGCCUGAUAAUGUUCGCCCUGGGAAUCCCGAUGGUCACGAACGGUGGAAUCUACAUCUUCCAAUUGAUGGACUUCUACUCCGCGAGCGGGAUGUCCAUUCUGUGGGUGUGCUUCUUCCAGACGAUCGCGAUCUCAUGGAUAUUCGGGGCGCAGAAGUUCUGCGACUGUGUGCACCAGAUGAUGGGCAUUCGACUGAACAAGUUCUGGUACAUAUGCUGGGUGCUGCUCGCGCCGGUCAUCAUGGCCUUCAUCUUCGUGUUUCAAUGCGUGCAAUACAAGCCGCUCAAAUACGGCAGCAACUACGAAUAUCCGACGUGGGCAGAAAUAGUGGGUGUGUGUCUGAGUCUGUCAUCUAUGAUCUGGAUACCGGCGUAUGCAGUGUAUUACGUGAUAGUCACACCGGGAUCGAUCAAGGAGAACAUCCUAAAGGGUAUGCAACCCAACAUAAAAUCGCACGCGAAACUACCGAAGGGCGAGAAGUCGGCCGUGAUACCGAUGUCGGAGAGCAGCGCAGGUUUAAUCACGAAAAAUAACAGUUUCCUCAGUCAAACAUGAUUGGCGCUAGCGAUCACUUUAAACUCGUGUUAGGGGAGUUACGUUUAUCUUAAAAAUAAUAUUUAUAGUAAGAUAAAUAUAAAUAUAUAUAUAUAUAUAUACAUAUAAAGUGAGUCCAGCGCACACAACUGGGCGUUCAGUAGUAAUUUGUGUCAAAGUGGACGCGUGUCGAACCGAACUCAGUUUCUUUCGUCUCGUAUGCUCAGUUUCGCAGCGAUCGUCACACACAGUUGUUUCUUUAACGAUAAGUCGUAUAGCAUGACGUUUAUUUACUGACGUAUUUCUGGAAUGUCAGAGAUUCCUCUUGAUCCUUUAAUGGCUGGGGUCCGAUCGUGGGCUUCCGACAUCGGAACAAUCUCGAGGAUUCCCUCGUUUGAGAAAAAAGAACAUGAGCUUUCAAAGUCCUCUCUUUCAGGUUCGUCUUCUCACUUCACCAUCUGUCGAGAUUCUCACACAGCGUCGAAGCGUAAAUCAUCAUCUCGCGAAUCGCGCUGAAAAUUUCGUCAUUCGAAUGUCCCGUCGACGCGCAACAACCCGCACCAGCCGUUAAAGUUUUAAGAUGGAGAGUUUCGGGUGACGAGAGAAUUAUUUGAGGAACGCGAUUCAAUGAUUCGUAUGUGUUGACCAAGCCGAUAAGAUACUCAGUAAAAAGCGUGUAAUAAGCGGAGGGGGGAGUGCUUAGGGAGAGGCGGAGAAUGUACUUUAGAAAUAAUAAUAGUAUACCGCUAGUAUUCAGAUACCUAUUUAUGGGGACAAUUUAAAAGAAGUAUAUUUUUAUAUCGCGAUCACGUCGCGAUAAUUGUAUGAAUUUUUAACGGAGAAAUCGUUUGGUUGAUGAUUCCGACUGGUUUAACGCGAUGGACGACCACCGAGAUCUCUCGCGCGUACACGACGACGAUGCACUCGCGAGGUGCAUCAGACGCGGUCGAAGGGUCUCCCCGGCAGAGAGCGCAUCGAGAGGUUCGCAGCAGCUCUACGAAGUAUUACAUAGAAGCAUAGCGCGUAGAAUAUAAGUAUGGGUACUGGCAGUUACUAAAAUAUACUCAAUACACACCGAAGUACAAGUAAGACGUGGUAAAAGUCUAAUUUUUGUUACUCGCGUUCGAAUGUCGAAGUGGCUCGGCGCGCUCGUCGGGACGAGGCGAACCUCCGAGACUUCGACCAGUCGCGAUCAUCAGCCGGACCGUAGCAGAAAAUGCGAGAUAUUUCUAUUAACGAAGUUUUAGCGCAGUUUGCACUGCAUUCUGCUCUUCGACAACACAACUUUUCGAGGAUACCUUUUCGUUCCACGCGUUUCACACUUGUAGAGCGUGCGUUAUGAUAAGCGCGUUUACGAUGUGACGCGCGUGUAGUUAGAACGAUAUAUCGUUUUCCGCCGCUGUUUACUCGACCGAGAAUUCAGUUCCCCUCGGGAGAAAUCGAUGUGCUAACGCCGCUGAUUUCGUUACCGUUCCCCGUUUUGUACGGCUAAGGUACUUCCUUCAAUGCGCAGAAAGUGCGGAAGAGCGGUUCAAGUUUGCAACUAACGUCACGAGCAACAAGCAUUCCGGUGUCCGGGAGGACACGUCUAACAGCAGUAUUUGAUGAAACCGAUGUUACAUUUAGAGAGUAUGUUAGAAUUAUUCGAAUGAUACUUUUAUUCCGUAAGCGAUGUUAAGCUGUUUAAUCCUCUGGAGCAGAGUCUUGACCUCUCUAUUCGAUCGAUUCGAACGUCAAAAAGUAUCCUUUGUAAAAAUUCACCACUGUACAAAGUCGAAAUUUUAGUCUCAUCUGAUGAUUUUUAAUUUAUUAUAUAUUUUCGUCACUCGCGCGCGUAAAUAUCUGAUUGUUCCUGAAGUUCUCGUUUGCCGACGUAAGGGUAUAUUUUUCGUUCGGAGGAUUUCUCGUUUCGCUCGAAAUACAAAAGCAAUAAAGAUAAAGAUACACACACACACACACACACAGACACACAUACGAUACGAGGUGAGCGCUUUUUCAAAUACCGGCCUAAUUCUGUGCAGUAUUUCCUCCUUGUUUAGCCUGUAGGGUACUCUUAAUCGCGUACGCUAUUUGUCGAAGUGUUACAAUUGUUGACGUUGUACAAUACUGAGAAGUAGCUGAUAGCUUAACGCGACGUUCGUUUCUAUUUUAGUACCACCGUUGUUGCGACGCAAAGUACUUCCAAUAGUAAGGUUAAGAAGCGAGCGAUAUUAUAAGCCAGUUGGAUCUGCGUUGAACAACAUGCAUUCGUAAGAAAGAAGAAAAAAAAAUGAACGGCAAGAUUGAUUUGUGUAAUUACGUUUUCGCGCUCGAUACAUCGGCAGAGUCGCGAUCGGUGUAUCUGAAAAUCGGCGGUGCGAGAGACCCGACGACGACUGUUUCGCGAACGAUCGCACCGCAAACGUGACGUUCGCAAACGUGACGUGCCGGCCGCGAAUCGAUCAUUCCGUUAUCAAUCGACGAGUUCAGUCCAGUGACACACGCGGUGACAUACGUAUGAGAAAAAAAGAUUCUUUCACAGCCGUCUCACGAGAGCAAAGGACAACACUGCGACCGUACGCGUAACGUUGCAAACACACUUGUUCAACGCAUGAUAAGCGUGAUAAACGUGUUUUCCACAUGACUGUAUCUUAUAGGUGUGACUCUAUGUGACGUACCAGCGCAACCGUGGAUUGUGCUGGCAGAAAUUUUACGCUAUUAUACUUGUUUCACGGUGAUAUCCGCGUGAACGCUCGCGCGACCGCCGCGGACCGUUUGGCGAUCGUCGGCGCGAGUGACUCGAUUAAUAAUGGCUCUAUGAAUCGGUGUUCGCAGCUAGAAGAAUUCGUACAAAGAAUUAAGUGUUACACGAAUUAUAUUUCUAUAUGCAUAAAUAUAAAUAUAAAUAUAAAUAUAUAUAUAUAUAUAUAUAUAUUACGUGCACGUUUUAUAUACGGCGUAUUAUAAUAUGUACGAAGAGAAUCAAAAAAAGGGAAAAAAAAAGAAAAAGAACGAGAGAUCUGAGCCCGAGCAGUAUUGUUUUUGUAAACAGAAAUUAAAUGCGAUUACGAAGGAGAAACGAAGCUGCCCUUUCAUUGCCGCGAGAUUUGCCCGGAAUCUAAACGAAUCCUUGAUUCUCCGUUCUUACGCGUUCGACGCACGACGAGAGGAACCGCUUGAGUCGUUUUUACGUUGCACAUUGCGUGAGAUUGUUAUUGGGGAUUUACGCACGCACAUUUACUUUCAAGUGUCUCGCGAAGCACGUAUACGAUUUUCUAUCGAACCUUACUGAGAUUGCAAAAUUUCGUUAAAUGUUAAAGUACGUUUAGAUUUAGAGGACGUAGAUUUGUUGUCAUUUUAGAAGAUAAACACUCGACGCACUUUAUCAUGGAACGAUAAUGCCUCGGCUGCAUUUCGAGGAAACUAUUUUUCCAAAGCGACACGAUACCCUCGAUGUCGUGGUGUACGGAUUGCAGGAUUUAUUCAGAAAUUUUCCGAGAUUCUCUGACCAAAAUUUUCCGGGAUAACGUAUCGUAUCGUAAAACUUAUCGACCGCGUCAUUACGCAUUUACGGCGUAUCUUGAGAGCCACAAACGUUUCUAUGUUUCACGGAUUAUGAGAAAUGUGUGACAGAGUGAGAUAGUGUGUAAGAGAACUUUCAAAGACGUUUCCAAAGAAGCGGAGGUAGAAAUUUGAGUCGCAAUGUUGUACGUUCUCGAGAGUCACGAAAUUCCUUUGAAUCAGUGAGUUUAUUUACUUUCGAAGCGAUUUCAUUUGGAUUGAAACGCAUUAUUUGCGGUAUAUUACUUGCGAGUGUAUAUUUACUUAAUGCAUUGGAUGUUUCGCAUAUUCACGAAAUUAUAUAUAUGUUUCCGGCUAAAUUGUAACGAUAUAUGUACUUCAAUAAAUACUAACGCCUA